Helianthus annuus (common sunflower) is the source of this 1989-nucleotide messenger RNA. Its product is annotated as DNA ligase 1-like. The transcript is spliced from 6 exons. The record is from RefSeq and is a predicted model, not a curated record. NCBI's taxonomy places the organism in Eukaryota, Viridiplantae, Streptophyta, Magnoliopsida, Asterales, Asteraceae. Bases 1 to 1989 code for a protein of 662 amino acids.
AUGUCAUCUUCAAAGUACAAAACUUUGUUGACAGAAGAUGCUCCAAUUUACCUAAAAACCCAGAGAGAAUUUUGGAAAAAUGCCACACUUGAAACACAAGGUGAGACAGUCACAGCCAUUAAUUCUUCAAUAAUGGGUAAAAAGGUUCACAUCACCCCACAAUCCAUUUUAGCGGUAUUCGAACUCGAUGAUCAGCAAGGUAAAACUUAUUUUCCCAAAAUCGAGUAUCAAAAUGAUUUUCUUGAAAGGGGGUAUGCAGAACAAAUGAGGAGGGAUACCUUACAAAAAGAAAUCAAAGACAUGUUGCAACAGUUGUUGAAAGUUCAAAAGGUACCCACUGCUGCACCAACUCCAACAGCUGCUCCAUCAUCUGCUCCUUCAACAGAUGAGCUGUGGAGUUUAUUUCAACCACUGCUCAAACAUCAAAGAGAAUUAGCUGAUCAGCAGCAUGAGAUUCAAGUCCAAAAGAUCAUAAAUCUCAUGGAGUCAAGUUAUAUCAUCCAAUGCUUGCAACACGCCAAAACCGCAUGGGCUCCCAAAAAGCAUUACACAGGGCAACUGAUCAUACUUGCACUUGCCUUGGUAAGCGAUGCUUGCAAUUUGAAAAAAAGGGACCGAAAAGAAGGAUACCCAAUUGAGUGGGUUACAACAGAAACUCUUGACUUAUUUGAAAGAGCAAUGGCAAAACACCUUGUGGGCAAUGAAGUAAAAAGGAAUACAUUCAAAAAAGGUAAAGGAAGCAAGCCCCAAAAAACAAGAAAAAUGCAGAUUGUUGUUCGUGAUAAAGAUGAUGGUGAUGAUGCUGAGAAUGAAGAUGAAGAUAAUGUUCACAAGGUCGAUGAGCAUGAUGAUGAGUUUGAUGAUGAUGAUGGUUUUGAUCAUGAUGAUCAUUAUAACUAUGAACUGCAAAACGCCAGGCCCUUCAAUGAUGCUGAAGAGGCUUCACUUCAAAGGAUGGUGAAUGAGGAUAUAGAAAGCCGGGAAACGAUGUUUGAAGUUUCUGCAUCAGGAAACCAUGCUCUUAUCAGAGAAGUAACACAGUAUGACAACAUUUUUGCUGAAGAAGAAGAACAAAACAUAGAACCUGAAGAGGAAAUGGCUGAUAAAUUGGAUGGAGCAUACAAAGAAUUAGAAGACCGUUACAAUAAAAUGAGCACAUUGUUAAAACAGUCAAAGACUGAAUACCCAAAUAGCCUCCUGGUACACAUUAAAUACUCACAAUGUAUGACAUUGUUGGAGAACAUCUCAAAAUUUGUUGAUGAAAACGCCAAAGAAAUGCCAGCUAAAACAGAAGAAGAUACACAAGAAACUGAGGAUGAAAAUGAGAUGGUACUAGGAGAUGAAAAUGAACAAGAAAGGGAAAAUGAGAAGGCUGAAAAAGAAAACGCCAUUAAAGAGCAAACAGUUCAUGAAAACGCCAAAGAAUUUGAAAAUGAAGAACAAGGAGAGGAAGGAUGCGAAAAUGAAAAAGAAAGGGAGAAGGAGAUAGCUGGACUUGAAAACGCCAUUGAAGAGGAAACAGUUGAUGAAAAUGCCAUGCAAGAUAGUACAUCAUCAGAUGAAGAUGUAAACGAAAAGGAUAUUGAGAGGUGGAGUUGUGAUUUCAAGACACUUGAAUAUCACAUUUCAAGAUACAAUGGGGAAAAAAUAAUUAAGAGGAAUAUUGCUGAGAUUUUGGAGCUGCCAGGACAAGAUCUAAAACAAAUGAUUGAUAUUAAAGAAGGUCUUAACAAUUCAAAGAUGGUGGAUGAAGCAAUUAAAGCAAUAAAAAAACAUCCGCAACUUGCUGAAGAGACCCCAAAAAUGCCUGUAUUUGAUAAGACACCAAACAUCGCCACGACAGAAACAAAAGAUAGCCAGGCAUUCAACACUGAAAAAGAAAAAACUGAAGGGGAGAUGGUGAACAAAAGUGUUGACCAAGAAGAGGCAGUGUUUGAUAAAACACCAUAUGAACAGCCACCAACUACAUCUGGGAAAAACCUCUUGUAA